Molecule: messenger RNA, 2199 nt
Organism: Asparagus officinalis (garden asparagus)
Lineage: Eukaryota; Viridiplantae; Streptophyta; Magnoliopsida; Asparagales; Asparagaceae
Product: nucleolar complex protein 4 homolog
Exons: 15
Coding region: 86-1975 (629 amino acids)
Biological process (GO): ribosome biogenesis
Cellular component (GO): Noc4p-Nop14p complex; nucleolus; small-subunit processome
Source: RefSeq, a predicted model, not a curated record
GAGAACUUGAAGCCAGACCAAACCCAUACAAAACCCCAAGCGAAGCCGCCUCCUUUUCUCAUCGUCGCCUCUUUGCUCCUCAUCCAUGGCAUCAUCAAUCCAAGAAACAAAGAAGAAGAAACGCCACCAAAACCCUAAAAAAACCAAAACCUCAGAAACCCUAACCCUAAAGGAGGUCAAAACCCUAGGGAGCCAGCUCCUCUCCUCAAGAGCUCACAUCAACAACCUCCCAACCCUUCUCUCGGUUCUUUCCCCUUCUUCACCCCUCAAAUUCUCUCUCGAAGCCCUAAUAUCGCUCCAAUCCUUCUUCGUCCCCCUCGUAAAUGAAAUCCCUUCGAAAACCUUGGCGGAUCCGAGUAAAGAGAAGGAUCCGGAGUUGGUUUACAAAGCUUGGCUUCGCGCGAGAUUCGACGAGUUCGUGAACUCGUUGAUUGAGACUGCGGUUGAUUCUCGAUCUGAAGAGGCGCUUAAAGAUGUGGCAUUGGAUGCAAUUAUGGAUUUUGUGAAGCUGGGGAAAGAUGGGAAGUUUCAGUCUGCUAUCUACCAUCGGCUUCUUCACUCCAUUGUUCGUAAUACAUCCUCAGUUGAUUCUUUGAUUGAUUUGCUUGCAUCAAAGUAUUUCAAAUAUCUUGAUGUUCGUUAUUUCACCUAUACAAGUCUGUAUAAGGUUGCUAAUGAUUCUAACUCAAGACAUAUGGCCGACUGCCAAAAAGAGGACUCACAGACUAAAGGAGAGCUAUCUGAGUCUAGCAGAAUGGAGACUGCUGUUCGCAUAAUUUACUAUAUAUUAUCACACAUCCCGCCUAUGGAGUCGACCGAUAAAGAACCAACAUAUGAGAUGUGGAGCCAGUUGGGUAUCUCACCAAAAGAAGCAGAAAAGGCAUCUUCCGACCCCUUGUCUGGCAAUUCAAAGUCCCAAAAACCAAAGGGUAUGCACAGUGAAGCCUCCUCUGUUAACCGUAUAUUAAAGAAAAUUAAGUUAAAAUUCACCAAUGCGUGGUUAUCUUUUCUAAGGUUGCCACUUCCUCUUGAUAUAUACAAAGAGGUUCUGGCGACUCUUCAUCAGAAUGUACUCCCUUACAUGGCAAAUCCUGCAAUCUUGUGUGAUUUCCUAACAAUGUCGUAUGACAUCGGGGGUGUCAUCAGUGUCAUGGCACUUAGUGGCCUGUUUGUUCUUAUGACAAAACAUGGCCUUGAGUAUCCUAAGUUUUAUGAAAAGCUUUAUGCGUUACUAACACCGGCUGUUUUUAUGGCAAAACAUCGGGCAUUGUUUUUCCAACUGCUAGACACUUGUUUGAAAUCUUCACAUCUUCCAGCAUAUCUUGCUGCUGCAUUUGCGAAGAGGUUGAGUCGGAUGGCUCUUUCAGUGACACCAUCUGGGGAGCGUCUGAUCAUUGCUAUAAUCCACAAUCUACUGCGGCGGCAUCCCUCAAUUAAUUUUUUAGUUAAUAAGCAGGAUGAAGAGGCGGAUGGAGAGGCUUCUGAGGGUGGUGAUAAUUCUAGCCAAGAUGCUGGGAUCAUUCGUUCUGUUGUUCAAAGCAAGAAGCAUGGUAUUGAUCCCUUUAAAAGUGAAGAAAGUGACCCUUCUAAGUCAGAUGCCAUGCGAAGUUCCUUAUGGGAAAUUGAUACUCUACGACAUCAUUACUGCCCAGCGGUAUCCAGAUUUGUUGCUUCCUUAGAGAGUGAUCUGACGGUUAGGGCGAAAACCUCUGAGGUCACAGUUGCAGAUUACUGUUCUGGUUCCUAUGGCACAUUAUUCAAACAGGAGGUUGAACGAAGAGUGAAACAGGUUCCACUUGCAUUCUACAAAGCCACGCCAAACACUUUGUUUUGGGGUUCGGAGUUUCCAGGAUGGUCUUUUCAAGAUCCACGCGAUAACAAACAAGAAGGUCAAGAUGUUGAUAAAGGAGUGUCUAAAACACUUGGCAAGGAUCACACAGGAUCUGUGAAGAGGCAACGAGUAGAAUGUGUUUAAUUUAAGGUUUGAGUAACGGCAAGCAAAUGCUUUUCUUUGAAAGAUUUUGUCAGCAAAACUGAGUUCAUUGGUAAUUGAGGAUGUAAUAUGAUAAAAAUGAGAGAAAUUAGGUGAGAAGAUUCUUUUCAUUAUUAUAUAUUUGUCAUUUUGCUUGAAAAAUGUUCCGGUGUCAUAUUAGUUAUUGAUAUUACUCGGUCUGACAUGGAUGUUUGGCAGCGCAGAUA